This is a messenger RNA of Cololabis saira (Pacific saury), 2580 nucleotides long. It is a transcript of the gene mob1a, whose product is annotated as MOB kinase activator 1A. Gene Ontology annotation, cellular component: cytoplasm; nucleus. Bases 162 to 812 code for a protein of 216 amino acids. Lineage: Eukaryota; Metazoa; Chordata; Actinopteri; Beloniformes; Belonidae. The record is from RefSeq and is a predicted model, not a curated record. Gene Ontology annotation, molecular function: protein kinase activator activity. Gene Ontology annotation, biological process: positive regulation of protein phosphorylation; hippo signaling. The transcript is spliced from 6 exons.
AAAGCCGACAGAGGAAGAACUGAUGUGGGUGCAGUUCGUGUCGUGUUAGCUUUAACUACUAGCAGGCAUCGCUCGGAGUGUCUAAUUCUAAAGUACAUUUUUGUUCACCAAACCAGGCCCAAAAGUUGUAAUUGAAGCUCUCCGAGGAUUUCUUCGACACGAUGAGCUUCUUGUUUGGCAGUCGCUCAUCUAAGACCUUCAAGCCGAAGAAGAACAUCCCAGAGGGCUCCCACCAGUAUGAGCUGUUGAAACAUGCUGAGGCAACACUGGGCAGUGGAAACCUGAGACAGGCUGUCAUGCUGCCAGAGGGAGAGGAUCUCAAUGAAUGGAUUGCUGUCAACACGGUGGAUUUCUUCAACCAGAUCAACAUGCUGUAUGGCACCAUCACUGAGUUCUGCACUGAGACCAGCUGCUCUGUGAUGUCUGCAGGACCAAGAUACGAGUAUCACUGGGCUGACGGCACCAAUAUUAAAAAGCCGAUCAAAUGCUCUGCACCCAAGUACAUAGAUUACUUGAUGACCUGGGUGCAGGAUCAGCUGGAUGACGAGACACUUUUCCCUUCCAAGAUUGGAGUUCCGUUUCCAAAGAAUUUCAUGUCUGUGGCCAAAACCAUCCUGAAACGUCUGUUCAGGGUGUAUGCUCACAUCUACCACCAACAUUUUGACUCUGUGAUGCAGUUGCAAGAGGAGGCUCAUCUCAACACCUCCUUCAAACACUUCAUUUUCUUUGUCCAGGAGUUCAACCUUAUUGACAGGCGAGAGCUUGCUCCCCUGCAGGACUUGAUUGAGAAGCUUGGAUCCAAGGACAGAUAGACAUUUCACCACCUAUCUCCCCCAUUUUUAAUAGCAGUUUUCUGUCUUUUGUUCUUUGACCUACUCUACCUCUGUCUACUUGCUUCUACUCUUAAAGUCUGUGCCUUCUUCUUUGUAUUUCCUGAAUGAUUGUACUGUACAUCUUUUAUUCCUUUCUCUUGUAUACUGUCUUUGAGCCUUUUCUUCAUUAUAGCUUCUCUAUAAGGUAGUGUCGUAAAGAAAAAAAAAUAUUUUCAGAGGACUGUGGUUAAUAACUCUGUAAGAGUACCCUCCUGAAUUUUAUGUUGGACCAAGGACAUUUGAAGUGAAAAGCAGCUCUUCUUUUGUUAGUUGCUGUGCAUUGUUUGGUUUGUCUAAACAUUUGAUAAUGAUUCAUUUUUGUUCAUAUUUGAGUUGGAGGAAGUAUUACAACUAAAGUAGUAACGUGAAAUAAGUUUGGUUGCUCUUUUGUAACCGCAAAAACAAAACAAAUGAAGGCAUGCACAGAUGAACACACAUGAAGCACAAAUGUUGCAUAUACUAAUGUGGGUCCUAUUGACACUGAGUCAUAGUUAAAUAUAAGAUGAAGAGAUGCAGUUAUUGGUAAUCUACAAAUACCCCCAUUUAAAAAGACCACCACAAUCAAUGCCAUGUUGUGAUUUCAGUUUUGUCAUGCAAUAUUGUGUUUUGCACAUUUUCAGUGGUAAAAUGUGUGACAGUCCAUCGAUAGUUGUAGACCUUCUUUGUACUUUUUAGCUAUUAUCAAGAGCUUAUGAAGCCUAUUUAAUAGACCUACAAAGGAAAGCUGUAUAGUAAAAAUCAUAUCGGAGUGAAUAGUUAAAUGUGAAUUUUGAGUUUUUUCUGGUGAUCAAGUUUGGAACCACUCAGCCCCUUUUUUUUUUUUUUUCUUUUUUUUUUUAUCUCCUAACUAAAUAUUUACCCCUCUAUCGGAAAGUUGAGUAAUUACUAUUUCUUCUGUAUACUUGAGAUGUAUGUAGUUUUAAUUUCAUCUUUAUUAGCCUUUGGUUCCUGCAUAAUAUCACAUUUCCUACAUUAGGGUUAAUGCUGGUUACAGCAAAGAGCUGUUGAUACAGCCAUCUUUUUCAAAAACUGAUAAAGCUAAUAUUCCCUUUGAAUGUUUGGUUUUCCAAACUUUGGUUUAAAAUUGGUUUGUUACCUGCUUCAUGCUGGACCUAAACUUAUAUCAGACAAUCAUGUAGCCACUUAUCAUGGAUUAAAUGACUUAAAUGCAUUACAAGGACCUAAGCAGUGGGAUUAGGGACAGAAGAGUGUAAGACCACUUUGUAAGAAAGACUGUUUUCAUACAAACGCAAAGGCAUAGCUGAAAUCUUUCCAAAAAUAUGAACAAUUAUUUACAUUUGCCUUCACUAUAGGUUAUCCACUUAACCCCACAAGUUGCUUGGCAAAAAAAAGAGAUAAAAACAAAAAAAAAAACUUUGUUAAUCAGUAGGCAUGUCCACUCAUUCAUUUUUUUGUUUCACUUUAUUAUGUUUUGCUUCUUAUAACAUUUCGGUUACAUUUGAUACAAUUUUGUAAGGCAUUUUUUGCCUUUUCAGUCGUAUAAGGAACGAGGGCUUUAAAGUGAAUUAUGCAUUUUAGUCCAGUCAGUUCGUCAUUUAGACUGAAGAGAAUGUAUGUACCACAUCCAAACAUUUGUUUUAAAUAAGAACAGUGUUUUACCUGAACAAGACUGUGCCUUACAAUAAAAUAAAAGUGUCUGGUAUGACAGUAUUGACAGAUCAAAAACUCAAUAAACAUUGAAAGACAA